Molecule: messenger RNA, 1349 nt
Organism: Erythranthe guttata (spotted monkey flower)
Lineage: Eukaryota; Viridiplantae; Streptophyta; Magnoliopsida; Lamiales; Phrymaceae
Product: protein CLT2, chloroplastic
Source: RefSeq, a predicted model, not a curated record
GAUUAUUGUAGCUAGGUUUCAGUCUACUGUUCCAUCCGCUUUAGCUGAAAUUUCUUCGACCGUCAUCAAAUUCAGGUGCUGAUAAAAAGCUUGCGGUGGUUGCUUGGUCCGCCGUAACUCUGGUACUAGCUGUUUCGAACCGCGUGCUUUAGAAACUUGCUCUUAUCCCCAUGAACCACCCCUUCUUUCUGGCUCAACUCAACAGUUUUGUGUUUCAUGAUAGACAUGUAUGUGGCGGUUUUAUUUUCUGUGCUGCGUGUGAGAUACCGUGCUGGAAUAACGACCGAUGAGAUGUUAAACCUUCCCAAAUCACCGUUUAUUGCGAUUGCUUUUCUUGAAUCCAUUUCGAUUGUUUCUGCGAUGUAUGCUGGAGCGGUGCUCCCAGGACCAGCUAUACCCUUAUUAUACCAGACAUUCCUGGUUUGGCAGCUGGUCUUUUCCAGCAUCUUAUUGAAGAGAAGGUACUCUCUCAACCAAAUUCUAGGAUGCUUUCUCGUGGCAGCAGGUGUCGUGGUGGCAGUUACGAGUGGAGCAAACAGUGGUGGAAUGUUCUCUGGAGUUGGAGUUAUGUGGCCAAUGCUCAUGAUAGCUUCAAGUGCUUUCCAAGCGGGUGCAUCUAUAGUUAAGGAGUCUGUAUUCGUUGAUGCUGCAACCUGUCUUAAGGGGAAAUCAUUGGACAUCUUCGUCGUCACCUCUUUUGGAUCCGGGUUUCAGGGAUGCUUUUACCUGACCUGCCUUCGUACUUUACAAGGGGUGUUACAUGCUUCUAUAACAACAGCCAUGCUUCCUGGACCAGCUAUACCUAUACUAAAUCAGACAUUUUUGCUAAGGCAACUAGCCUUUUCUAUGCUGAUACUGGGAAGGACUUACUCUUUGGACCGAUUUGCUGGAUCAUUUCUUGUUGCUGCCGGAGUCGUAUUGGCAGUUACAGGUGGAUCAGAACACGAUCAAUUACUGUCGGGUGUUGAAUUUGUGUGGCCUGCAAUGAUGAUAGCCUCGAGUGCAUUUCAAGCAGUUGCUUCUAUUCUUAAGGAAUCUGUUUUCCUUGAUGCUGCAACUCGCCUCAAGGGAAAGCUGAUGGACAUAUUUGUUGUCAAUUCCUUUGGAUCUGGAUUUCAGGUUUUCCCAUUUCUCAUUUUCCAAAGCUUGACGAUAGAAUAGCUAUAUGAGGACAACCAUUUUUUUCCGGAUUUGUGGAAUAUCGAUUAUAUUGUCCAUGUUGUGCCUCUUCAAUAUGUUUAAUUUUGUUGUUGAUGCCAUUGGUGUUUUGGUGCCAAAUUUGUCCCUGAUGUUGUAUUGUUUGAUGUGAACAAUAUAUAUACAUAUCUUAUUUGAGUCUUUUUUUUUUU